Anneissia japonica is the source of this 2873-nucleotide messenger RNA. Its product is annotated as ankyrin repeat and death domain-containing protein 1A-like. The transcript is spliced from 16 exons. The coding region runs from base 183 to 1742 and encodes 519 amino acids. Gene Ontology annotation, cellular component: cytoplasm. Gene Ontology annotation, biological process: signal transduction. Lineage: Eukaryota; Metazoa; Echinodermata; Crinoidea; Comatulida; Comatulidae. The record is from RefSeq and is a predicted model, not a curated record. Gene Ontology annotation, molecular function: protein binding.
UUCAGCUGGAAAAGAAAACAAACACUGCCUUGGGGGAGAAGGUUUCUUACCCCUUGGGCCUCCUACUUUCGGAAUAAUUACAGGGAUGGCAGAAAUAACUGUGGACGAGGGAGAAAUACGUAGUGAAGGAGAUUGUUUUUAAAUGUGAAACCCAUCGUUACAGUAGAAGGCAUAAUCAGGCAAUGUAUGGUCACAUUGUUUCACCAGUUUUGUAUAGCGAACGGGAACUACACGAAGCAGCCAGGCAUGGGGAUAUGGAGAAGGUGGAAGCCCUCAUCAAGAAAGGCGUCAAUGUUAAUGCUAUGGACGAGAAAGACAGAACUGCACUACAUCUAGCGGCGGGACAGGGUCACGACGAAGUAGUUCUCUGUUUGCUGGACAAUGAUGCAAAGGUUGAUUGGCCUGACAAGUUUGGAAUGAACGCGUUACUAUGGGCGGCUUGGUUUGGCCACCACAAGGUUCUAGAUGCGCUAUCAAAAGCAAACGUUACAGUUAAAUGCGAGAACAAGCUUGGUUUAAAUAUCAUUCAUUGCGCAGCAAUGCGGGGAAAUCUAGAAGUGAUGAAGUACAUUGUAGAAAAUCUCAUAGAUGAAGAGGCGGAAGAAGACGAAGAAAGUGACACCGUUGCUUUGGAUUCUACACAAAACAAUAAGGGUAAGAAGACACCAUUUCAUCUUGCGGCCGAGAAUGGCCGUGUGGAAGUGUUGUCAUACUUAAUAACUCAGAGAUGUAACAAGUUUGCUAGAACAGAGGAUGGUUGUUUAGCGAUUCAGCUUGCAGCGAAAGGUGGGCACGCACCAGCAGUAGAAUUGCUAAUUGAGCAAGAAUUGGAGGUCGAUUGUAGAAAUGUGGAGGGUAAAACAGCUCUGCAUUUUGCAGCCGAGGAAGGCUAUGCAGAUGUCGUCGAUUUGUUACUGCGCAACAAUGCCGAUAUAAAUGCCAAAUCAAAUGAAAAAACUAUGGAAAUGUGUGCUAUACAUUUUGCUGCCCUCAACGAACACGUUGAAGUUAUCCAAGUACUUGCAAACCACACUUGUAGGAUCAAUAUACGCAACGGGACUGGUAACACAGCUCUACAUAUGUGUGCUUUGCUGGAGAAAAUGAAGUCGCUAAAGGCACUCACUGAAUUAGGAUGUGCAAUCAACGCAAUCAAUAAGAAAAAACGAACAGCUUUACACGAAGCAACUGAAAACAAUUUGUGUAAUGUUGUUGACCAGUUGCUGUUAGCAGGCGCGGACGUGACACUUACGGACAAAAGUGGCAAGACAGCAAUCAGCAUCGCAGCUCGGGCAGACAAUGUCACCAUCGUCGAUAUGCUGAUAAAAGCUGAAAGAUACAUGAACAAGAAGAAAGAGGCUGAAGAAAACAACAGCAUUCCCCCUAAACCUGUGGAUCAGUUUCGCAAAGAUACGUCAGAGAAAGCUAAACAAAUGAAACCAAUUCUCUGGUCCUUAGCAACAGAACACUUUAAACAGGACGACUGGAAGAAACUUGCUUACCACUGGGGAUUCACAGAAGCACAUGUUAAGGCAAUUGGACAACAACAUACAGGUCAGACAAGUUGGAAAGAGCACACAUAUCGCAUGUUACUUAUCUGGCUGCAUGGGUGUCAGGAACAUCCUCUUCGAGAGUUGUUUGAUAGUUUAAGCGGGAUCGGCAAAGUAAAGCUUGCAGAAAAGAUUCGUAAGAGGGCAAAUAAAGAUGCUGGAUUUGCCGACAAUACCUUGUGCCUAAUAUCUUAGCAGAACGAAAGAGUCUACUUGGUCUACUUUGACCCCUCGUCGGGGAAUUUCUGGCGCCGCCCCUGAGUACAAGGGUAUUGUAAAGCGCUCUAGUCUCGUUUUUCACUCAACGCAAUGAGCAUCAUCGUUUACUUAUUUAGCGUAUUACUUUUUUUUUUUGCUUAAUUUAGUAUUCCCUCUCAUAUUUUAUGCUAUUUCACGAACUAUAUAGAAUUAAGUUAUGCCUAAUACCAAACAAAUGAAAAAAGUAUUAUUUAAAAUAAUUGAUUUGAAUACAAUGGAAGCUUUAUUUCAACGUUUUUACCUCCUUUAUAACAUAUUAAAAGUAAAACUAGCUUUUUAUAAUUAGCAGAUGUAUUUUACUUGGGAUAUUGAAUUCAAACAAUACCACAUUAAUUAAUAGGAGUUUGAGAUAGAAUUUCAUUUUUAAAAUCUAAUCUUUUGUUAAAUAACUGUACAUUAGCAAGUUACUUGUCAUGAUUUUAUGAUACAAAUAAUUUAUUAUGAAAAGCAAAACGGAUUAGUUAAUUAUAAUAAAAUGAUGUUCCAUCCACCUUUUUUUUUACAAAUAUUUGAGUAAGUACUGAGUAUUCAAUGCGAUAACACGCCAGGCUAAGUAAAGCAUCACACCAUAGUUACGGUAACUGACGUAACCUCUCGAAAUUAGUUGCUUAAAAUGUAUGUUGAUUUAUAAUAAUGAAUGCAGGCCUAAUAUUCAUUCGAAUAAAUUAAUCUGGUUUGUUUUUUGUAACUGAAACAUCAGUCAACCAGUUCUACAUCUAAUAUUUAUUAUUGAGAAUAAAUAUGUUAAUUUUUUAAACUGUAUUAUUUAACGUGUAUAGUAAUUCUAGGAAAUAUUUCAAAGUGGUUUCCAAGGGAUUUUGUUUUAAUUUCCAAUUUUAUUUAAAGAUUUGUAUUGUAUAUAAUAUUACUCAAGUUCUAUGCUAAGUGAAACCAUGUGAUAUAUAAAUGUUUAUUAUUAGGAUAACCUGAUCAUGUGUCUAUGUUUGUUGUCGCGGUAUAAUAGUUUGUAUUUUAUAAUGAUUUUUUUUUCAAAUAAUAAAAUUAUCGUCAUUAUUUCUAAAAUGUACAGGUAAAUAUACUUGCAAUACACGUUUACCACGAUUCCAC